Molecule: messenger RNA, 2688 nt
Organism: Vigna radiata var. radiata (mung bean)
Lineage: Eukaryota; Viridiplantae; Streptophyta; Magnoliopsida; Fabales; Fabaceae
Exons: 12
Coding region: 176-2323 (715 amino acids)
Biological process (GO): protein K48-linked deubiquitination
Cellular component (GO): cytosol; cell periphery
Molecular function (GO): cysteine-type deubiquitinase activity; cysteine-type carboxypeptidase activity; K48-linked deubiquitinase activity
Source: RefSeq, a predicted model, not a curated record
AAGAAAAAGAUUGGGGAAAGGAAAGAAAUAAAAUGCGAAGUAAUGUGGGGGGUUUGACAAUAAGGUGGAGCAAUCAAUGAAAGAAGCUUUAGUAGUGCUACUCCAUUGACAUAUUUGUUUUUCAUAAAGUAAUUGUGGCGUUGUGUGGAUUCGAAGCAAAUCCGGAACCAUCGAAAUGGCAUCGUCGUCUUCGCCUACGGACCAACAACAACUCAGAGACGAAGAUCGUCAAGAGGACCAUCCUCCGCCGCUCUCAGUCAAAGACUGCAUUCACAAAACCAAAACGAUUCACUUUCUCGGACGCACCACUCCGAUCGUUCUCCAAAACGACAAUGGACCAUGCCCGCUUCUCGCUAUCUGUAAUGUUCUUCUGCUAAGAAACAACUUAAAUUUGAGUCCAGAUAUUUCUGAAGUCUCACAGGAGAAAUUACUUUCAUUGGUCGCUGAACGAUUAAUUGAUUCAAAUAGUAAUGUGAAUAACAAAGAUGCAGGCUAUGUCGAAAAUCAACAACAGAACAUUGCUGAUGCAAUUGAUUUGCUUCCUAGGCUUGCUACUGGCAUUGAUGUAAAUAUAAAAUUUAGAAGAAUUGCUGAUUUUGAAUUCACUCGAGAGUGUGCCAUAUUUGAUCUGUUGGACAUCCCUUUGUAUCACGGCUGGAUUGUUGAUCCUCAGGAUUAUGACACUGCAAAUGCAAUUGGAUCAAAGUCCUAUAAUGCUCUUAUGGGAGAGCUUGUCUCUCUUGAAACACUAAACAUGGACGUCCAUCAUAAAAAUGUUGCAGAAGAAGAUUGUGUUGACUUUGUGGCUGCAACAACUGCUACUCUUGGAGUUCCUUCUCCCAGUCUUUCAAAAACCAGGUCUUUUGAAGAUUCUUCUCAAUCUAUUUCUGAUCAGAUACCAAGAAAAGGUGAUCUUGAAGAAGAGGCAGAGUUGUUGAGAAUCUUGAAACUGUCCGAGGCUGAUUCUAAAGCUUCAAUAAGUGAUCCUGUUAGAGUUCACGUUAAUGGAGGGGAAAUUUCUGCCAGUGUGGAAGGAAAUAUGAGUAAUGAACAGGUUGUAAAUAUGGAUUCUGGAGAUAAACUUGGAAGUAGCGCAGGUGCUGGUAACAGUCACUUUCAUGAUUCAGAGCCUUCUGUGUCUGAUGACUUCACUGCUUCUGACAAAGACCACAACAAACAGAUAUCUUCUACUUCUACACUGGGAGAGGCAGCUAAUUCAUCCUUAAAAACUGAUACUGUAAGCGACCUUCAUCAAUCAACCUAUUUGGGAACCAAAGAAUCUUCUGACCAAAACGAUGUGAUAGAGAAGAACAGCCUUGAUGCAUUGGUUCAGAAUGAGAGUGAAAUUAUUCCUUCUCCCAGAGAAUACUCUGUCUCAGACGUUUCUGGAGGAGAUGGAAAAAUUCAUGACCAGUCCACUCCUACAACUAUAGAUCAUGAAGUUGUAGGUGAAUCUCAGGGACCUGAUGCAAUAAAAUCAUUGCACUUGUCCCCAGGCCAUGCAGACUCAGACUCAUGUAGCAUCAGUCAUCAGCAAACUGAUGUUUCUGGAGCUUUGACUUCAACUGUUCAUGGGAGUGAGCCCAUAUACGAGGGAGAGGAAUGUGUGUUGGACACAAGAACUUUUGAGAAUCGUGAACCUGUUUAUGAAGGUGAGGUCGUACUUGCAGAACAGGCUGACAAAAGCACCUUAGCUUCUCCUGAUCUUAGAGCUAAGGAUGAACUAACUCCAGAGCAAGGUGAAUUGAUCAAAAGUUUCUUGAGGAAUAAUGCCAGCCAGUUGACAUUUUAUGGUCUUUUCUGUUUACAAGAUGGGCUUAAAGAGCGUGAGCUCUGUGUUUUCUUCCGUAACAAUCAUUUCAGCACUAUGUUCAAGUAUGAGGGUGAGCUCUAUCUUCUAGCCACUGAUCAAGGUUACAUUAAUCAGCCAGAUCUGGUCUGGGAAAAACUGAAUGAGGUCAACGGUGAUUCAUUGUUUAUGACCAGUAAUUUCAAGGAAUUCAAGGUAGAAAAUCAUGAAAAUAGCACAUGGGAUGAAAACAAUGCCCUGACCAGCACUGCUGACUAUCUUGCCAGCAUCGAUAGUGCAACACAGGCAGGCUUAGAUAUCAAUUCUGAUCUGCAAUUAGCAAUAGCCUUGCAACAGCAGGAAUUUGAGCAGCAGCCAUCACGCCAGAAUAAUUUACAACAAACAUCUAAUAUUGGUAACUCUAGACUGGUCACAGGACCCCAGGUUGCAAGAAACACUGGAAGACAGGCUUCGUCUGCAUCUACAUCUCCCAGGCCUGAUGGAAAAUCCAAAGAAAAAUGUAUAGUGAUGUGAAAUUCACGGAGUUUGUGUAGAAGCAUGCACUUCAAAAUGUGUCACCCUGAUAAUUGUAUCUCCAUAACAGCAAUCUUAUAUGAGAUAUUAGGUUGAGUUGCUUAUGUUGUAAAUAUUGGAAGUAUAUAGUGUAUAACAGUGCUAGGUCCUUUUUAACUGUGACCACAACGCUCAAUCCCUUCCCGCCGCCACUUGAUAUUGUCUGGACUAACCAUCUCAACCAUUUUAUGCUGAUUGAUUGUGCAGCACUCUAAAGUAGGGAGUUAAAGGCCAGUGAGAGACAAUUCAGGAUUGAUAUUUUGAUGUAAUAUUGCCAGAUAGAAAUUGCAUGAUAUUAAUUUUUCUACCAAAAUUAUUCAUUUUUA